This is a messenger RNA of Vitis riparia (riverbank grape), 1903 nucleotides long. Its product is annotated as probable hexokinase-like 2 protein. Gene Ontology annotation, cellular component: cytosol; mitochondrion. Bases 52 to 1521 code for a protein of 489 amino acids. Lineage: Eukaryota; Viridiplantae; Streptophyta; Magnoliopsida; Vitales; Vitaceae. The record is from RefSeq and is a predicted model, not a curated record. Gene Ontology annotation, biological process: glucose 6-phosphate metabolic process; glycolytic process; intracellular glucose homeostasis. Gene Ontology annotation, molecular function: ATP binding; glucokinase activity; D-glucose binding. The transcript has 9 exons.
CUGAGAGAAAAGAAAGUGUUGGUCGUUGACAACUUCACAUAUCGGAGAGAAAUGAGGAAGGCGGUGGUGGUUGCAGCAGUGACCACGGCGGCAAUGGCAGCGGCGGUGGCGGUGCUGUGGAGUCGUUGGAAGCAGGAGAGCGAGCGACAGUGGAGGAAGACUCGACGCAUUCUGCGUAAGUUUGCAAGGGACUGCGCCACUCCUGUCUCCAAGCUUUGGCUGGUGGCCGAUGCAUUGGUGUCUGACAUGAAUGAAGCGCUCACUUCUCAAGAAACCACCACCCUAAAUAUGCCCAUCUCCUACGUUGCUUCACUUCCCUCUGGGGAUGAGGAAGGAUUGUACUAUGGGUUGAAUUUGAGGGGAUCCAAUUUCUUAAUUCUAAGAGCCCGACUUCGGGGGAAGAAUGAGAGCAUAUCUGAACUGCAUAGGGAAGAGAUUUCUAUCCCCUCCAAUGUCAUGGGUGGUACUUCUCAGGAAUUGUUUGAUUAUAUCGCCCUGGAGCUAGCAAAGUUUAUCUCAGAACAUGAAGUGACCACUGAUGAUACACCUGAUAGACAAAACGCUUUGGGUUUUAUCGUAUCAUACCCUGUGGACCAAGCUGCAGCCUCCUCUGGUGCUGCCAUUAAAUGGAAGAGUUUCUCUGUUACUGACACAGCUGGGAAAGCAUUAGCAAGUAACUUCAACCGGGCUCUUGAGAAACACGGCGUGAACUUGCGUGUUUUGCAAUUGGUUGAAGAUGCUAUAGGACAUUUGGCUGGAGGUAGAUACUACAAUAGGGACACCGUGGCUGCAAUUACUCUAGGCAUGGCCACAACUGCUGCUUAUGUAGAACCAACACAAGCAGUUCCUGAAUAUCAGAGCUCAUCAAACAAGUCAAGCGAGAUGGUUAUUAGCAUGGACUGGGGAAACUUCAAUUCCUGCCAUCUUCCAAUCACAGAGUUUGACACUUUUUUAGAUGCUGAAAGCUCAAAUCCUGGUAGCCGGAUUUUCGAAAAGCUCACUUCAGGAAUGUAUCUGGGAGAAAUUGUGCGAAGAGUCCUACUGAAGAUGGCCCAGGAAACAGCUCUAUUUGGGGAGGAUGUGCCUCCAAAACUCAGAACUCCAUACUUAUUAAGGUCACCUGAUAUGGCUGCUAUGCAUCAAGAUACAUCAGAGGACCAUGAAGUUGUUCACGAGAAGUUGAUGGAAAUUUUCAGGAUCACGAAUUCAACUCCACUAGCAAGAGAAGUGGUAGCCGAGGUAUGUGACAUAGUUGCAGAACGUGGGGCUCGUCUUGCUGGAGCUGGCAUUGUGGGAAUCACAAAGAAGCUUGGAAGAAUUGAGAACAAGAGAAGCGCGGUUACAGUGGAAGGUGGGCUUUAUGAGCACUACCGAGUUUUCAGAAAUUAUAUGCAUAGUAGCGUUUGGGAGAUGCUUGGGAACGAGCUAUCAGACAAUGUAGUUAUUGAGCAUUCUCAUGGUGGCUCCGGAGCUGGAGCAAUCUUUCUCGCUGCUUCGCAGACCGCCGAACCCAAUUCCUGAUGCUUCAAUAACCGGAGACAACAUAACAAUUAAGGCUGUAUCUGAAGCAACUUCUGGGAAAAAUCACUCAUAUAGACAACUUUAGUACAACUCUCUGCAAGUCGAUAUACCAUCAUGUUUGCAUUCAUCAGCUUCUAGAAAAUUCAUGGGUAAAAUGAUUAUCAAUGUCUAGCUUCUAAGAGAAGUUAAAAAAGGAUAAUGUUGGAGUUACGUGCCCAGUUGUAUUUUUCAAACUGGGAAACAAGCCAAGAGGCCAGUUGAGCAAACAGUGGUCAUCCUAGGGAUGCAACUUCGGAAGAAAAGGACUGCACAUGGACCCCUAAUUCACCUCAUAUAAUGGGAAUUCUUCAAUAUUGUAGUAUACCAACAUGACAAAUAAUCU